CCCAGCUGUUCCUGGCUAAAUUUCAAACUGAUGGAUGGAGAUUUUUGAGAUGUACAUUUGAAGUAACGUGAUACUGUUUGGCUGUCACAGCCACGCGGAAAUGCAGUUUAUGUAAGUGCUACUGAAUUAAAUAGAGUCAUUGAAAACCCACUUUCUUAAUCUUUCUUAAAUUGAACUGCAAGCAGACAAUGAUCUCUAGACAUGCUCCUGGACAGAGUGGCCUGAGUCUGAGAGACUGAAGGGAACGUGGAAAAACGAACUGUCACCACUUUGACUAUGAUGGAGUUUUUUCGAAGAUCUGAAGAUGAAGAUAAUUUGACAAAUAUUAAAUUUUUAAUAUGCAUUGCAGUGUCGCUCAUGUUCAUAGUUGGAGAUCAAUCUGUUGAUACAUUCCCUGCUUGGAGACCUCAGUUAGAAAAUACUGUACCUUCGAGUUUGCUGGUGUUCGAUGUUCACUCCACAUUCCAGCCUCAGGCAAGAAAGAAGAGAUACACGUUAACUCCACAAAUGCAGAAAUGGGAUCAUUUCAACUUAACGUACAAAAUUCUGUCCUUUCCAAAGACCCUGAAUGAAAAGGACACAGAAAAGGCAAUUGCACUUGCUUUUCAAAUGUGGAGCGAGGUUUCUCCUUUCAAUUUCACUGAAGUUCCUGCAAAUGUCAGUGCUGACAUUAAAAUUGGAUUUUAUUCCAUAAAUCACACUGACUGCUUGGAAGUUCCUUCACAUCCGUGUUUUGAUGGGAUAACUGGAGAACUAGCACAUGCUUUCUUUCCAACCCAUGGAGAAAUCCAUUUUGAUGAUUUUGAACAUUGGAUAUUGGGUAAAACUCGCUUCAGCUGGAAGAAAAUUGUCUGGCUCACUGAUCUGGUACACAUUGCAGCCCAUGAGAUUGGACACAGCCUUGGAUUAAUGCACUCUCAGAACAUGAAUGCACUUAUGCACAAAAAUGCUACUUUAACAGGAAAAGAUAAAAUCAGUCAGGACGAUAUUUGGGGGAUUUGGAGGCUGUAUGAUCCACCCAUUCCAACCAAUGCACCUACACCUGUACCCCCCAGGACUAAGGUGAGGCGGGUUUCCAAAGGACGGAAGGUUACAGUUCAAUGUGGACGAAAGGUCGCUCAUAAGAAGGGGAUGUUGCAAUGGUAUAAAGAUGACGAGCUAUUAGAGUUUUCAUAUCCUGGUUAUAUCGCCAUGAACCGGAAUAAGCUCACCAUCGUUGCCAAUGCAAUCAAUCAAGGAACCUACACUUGUCUAGUGAAGAAAAAAGACAAAAUUCUUACAAAAUAUUCCUGGCGGUUAAUAGUUAAAGAGUAAAAGACUUUAACCAGUUAAUAUAUUCAUUGUUUAAACAUAUAGUGACUGGGUACAUAGUAUGUAACAAGUUUAUUGCACCCAGUGAUUGUUUCAUUGUGUAAAUUUACACUUAUGGUUUGGAUGUUUGUGUACAGUGAUCUUUAUUAAAUCAGAUGGCUUUAUUUUAUCAAGAGUACCUUGUUUCUCAAGGCCAGUAAUUAACUAGGUUUUUGUGGGUUUGGCCAGAGGUAGAGUGCUACUAUUCCCAAUCAAUGUCUUCCCGAAGACUGAAGGGAGCUUUUCUGAUUGACUAGGAAUUGUGCAAGCUGUAUGUCAGCUGAGAAUGAUGAAUUCAACACUGACAUUUGCCUAUGUAUUUACUGUGCAUAAAAGGCAGUACAAAAUCCAAUCAGUGCUAUUAAACAGCAUCUGCUCAGCUUCUGACCUCAUUACAGCCUUAGUUUAAACAUUGACAAAACAGCUGAACCCCUGAGGUGAGUGUGUCAUCAAGGAGCCCUAACAAAACAACAGGAAUCAUAGAGAAAUCUCCUCUGAUUACAGUCAUACCUGGCACAAAGGAAAAUGGUUAUCAUUGUUGGAGGUCAGUCAUUCAACUCCAGGACAUCUCUGCAGAUACUCCUCAGGAUAGUGUCCACCCAUUUCAGGCAGCUUCAUCAAUGAUAUGCCCUCCAUUGUAAUGUCAGAAGUAGGGACAUUUAGAAUGAACCUGUUCUGAGAUGUUAUCUCACACUUCUAGGUUCAAGACUCCCCUGCUCCAGAUCUCCAGUACACUACCACUGUGGCACAAAGUCCUGUAGAAAUGGGGAUGUUACUGGUGAUCACACAGUAGCAGCAGGUUUAAUCAACAAUAGAUAGUUUUUAUGGUUGUUGAACCAGACUUGUGCUUUUCAAUCGAAGUUCAUUUGAAUCUUUGCAACCAAAUUCUCUGAACCACCUUUUAAAAGUAAACAGCUUCAGGUUGUAUAAUUCUGGUUACAAAGUUCCUUUUUAAAGUCCUUUCAAAAAACAUUUAAUUUGGGGACACUCUUUACGCCCAAAGUGUGUUUUUUUAAUAUAAUCCCUACUACUUCCACAAGGCAGUCUCCUGUGGAGUUGCACUUUGAUUCCAUGUUCACAUGUAAAGCUA
This is a messenger RNA of Stegostoma tigrinum, 2440 nucleotides long. It is a transcript of the gene mmp23ba, whose product is annotated as matrix metallopeptidase 23ba. The record is from RefSeq and is a predicted model, not a curated record. The coding region runs from base 277 to 1314 and encodes 345 amino acids. The transcript has 7 exons. Lineage: Eukaryota; Metazoa; Chordata; Chondrichthyes; Orectolobiformes; Stegostomatidae. Gene Ontology annotation, cellular component: extracellular matrix. Gene Ontology annotation, biological process: extracellular matrix organization; proteolysis; collagen catabolic process. Gene Ontology annotation, molecular function: metalloendopeptidase activity; zinc ion binding.